GGGUCCUGGGGGCUCUUCAAGAUAUCAUCUACCUGAGCCAAGAUGUUCUUUGCUGGAAUUCGGAGCCUGGUCUCUACGCCCUGGACAUGGGGAUCCUCCUUAUUUCGGACAGUUGUAGCAAAUUACCCAGCUCUUUCGCUAAUGGAGUCCCGCGGCAUGGCGACCCUCAAUCAGAUGCACCGAGCCGGCCGACCUAAGCGUCCUCCUCGCAAAGUGGGACCUUUGGGUGGAUGUCCUCAGCUGAAGGGCGUUGUCCUAAAGACCAUGAUCCGCAAGCCCAAGAAACCCAACUCCGCAAACCGCAAGUGCGCCCGUGUGCGGCUCAGCAACGGCAAGGAAGUAGUGGUUUUUAUUCCAGGUGAAGGGCAUAAUCUGCAGGAACACAGCAUUGUCCUGGUGGAGGGUGGUCGCACGCAGGACCUUCCCGGGGUGAAACUCAAAGUAGUCCGGGGAAAAUAUGACUGCGCCCAUGUGAAGAAAAAGCAGUAAUGAGUGUUGGCCAACCUGUUAUUUCUUGCCAACCAGUUCCUGUGCCAGAGGAGGACACGUCAACCUGUACAG
Nanorana parkeri is the source of this 561-nucleotide messenger RNA. RefSeq names its product mitochondrial ribosomal protein S12 (gene MRPS12). Lineage: Eukaryota; Metazoa; Chordata; Amphibia; Anura; Dicroglossidae. Gene Ontology annotation, cellular component: small ribosomal subunit; ribosome. The record is from RefSeq and is a predicted model, not a curated record. The coding region runs from base 43 to 489 and encodes 148 amino acids. Gene Ontology annotation, molecular function: structural constituent of ribosome. Gene Ontology annotation, biological process: translation. The transcript is spliced from 3 exons.